AUGGAGCUUCAUAAGAAAUGGACCUCAGAAGGACGUCCAAGAGGAGAACAGUUUGAAAGUUUUCGGUUAUACAAAUAUGCUAAGCGUCUAUUUAGGAAGAAACAACGUAAAAUGGUACGAAAAACAGAGGAGAAUGAUUUCAAAGAGCUUAGUGAGGCUUCCGAGAUCGAUUACAUCAAGUUUUGGAAAUAUUUAAACCGACGUAGAAAGAAGAAAACAUCAACUAAUGUGCUCACAACGAAUGAUGGAAGGACUAUCUCAAACCCAGAAGAAAUAGCAGAUCUGUGGGCUAAUUACUAUGAAAAACUUUUAACUCCUGAGGAAAAUACAAAUUUUAAUGAUGACUUCAGGGAGUAUAUCGAUAUCGAGGUUAGUGACAUAACAAAAAACUCGUUAGCUGAAUUUGAUGAUAUAUUUCAGGAUGCCAUAACUUUAAAAGAGAUCGAGGAUGUGCUAACAGUAUUACCAAAUAAUAAAGCUGCCGGUGAUGAUGGCAUAACGUAUGAACAUAUUAAGUACUCUGGUGACAUUCUGGCUGCCAAGCUGCUAAUACUUUAUAAUAAGAUCAUUGAAUUGGAGUACAUUCCAAGACAAUUUAAGUUAGGAAUUAAGAUUCCAAUUCCAAAGGGAGGGAAGAGCUGUGCGUCAAAAUUUGAUGAUCACAGAGGAAUUACUCUUCUUUGUACUUUUAACAAAAUUUUCGAAAAUUUAGUACUUAACAGGCUUCAAAAUAAAAUAAGAUGUCGACCCCACCCGCUUCAAGGGGCCUACCAAGCUGAGCGUGCCGGCUUGACGACUUCAUUUAUUAUUGACGAGUCAACUAAGCACUGUUGCGAGGAAAACGGUGAAGUAUUUGCCUGCUAUGUUGAUAUACGCUAUGAAACAGCAAAACACGUCUUCGCCCAAAGAAAAAUAAAAGUUUUAGGCGCAGCUUGUACUCGCGCAUGCGCAUAACGUCAAAAACCGUCCAUGACAUAAUCAAAAUGGUUUCGAGCGCGUGUUACCUAACAUGUCGCACUCAGUUUUCAUUAAAUGGUAUACUUUUUUUGCCCAAGAUAAAAUUAUCAAAAUUAAAAUAAUUAUUAUUCCAGAAGCGGGUAAAGGUUUUUUGGUAUUGCAUGGAAUCCAUGUAUUUUCAAUAUUUUCUUUGAAACAGAAUUUUGUAUGCCUUUGGCUUUAUCUAUAAUAAAAAAGUAUUACAACCAUUGUGUAAUCAGUAAAACGUUGCUCUUUGUUGUUCUCCCAAUAUUGUGAUCAUCUUGCAGAGAAAGCAGUCAUGGCCAGUACAUGUCAGCUUAACUGUCAGUAUUAAAAGGUGAAAUAUGGGAAAGCAGACGACUGUCGAUCAGUAAAAUUGUCCAGCUUGAGAAGUAAGAGUUAAAUAUCGCAGAACUUAAAGUAGUGAGUGUUAUAGAAAAUUACAUCUAAAUAUGUCAACAUAAAACAUCAUGGGCAGAGUCUAGCUAGUCAAUUUCCUUGGCAAAUAACUAAAAUUAAUUGUCCGACAUUAGGCAAGAUAACAUUUAAGUUAACAAACUGCUAAAAGUUGGGCUCAUUGGAGUGAAAUGGGUAUUUCCAAAAAACAUCAGUUCAGCCUUGCCGUCAGUUCACUCAGUUGUCAGGGUGUCACGUUCCUGCAAGUAUGUUUGUUAUAGAGUGAUAAUAUAUUUUCAUUCACUGCAUGGUGCAUUAUAUAACACCUCUAUUAACACUGAAUUUGUUUCAUUGAAGACUUUGAACAUUAAAUAAACCUAUAUAUUCAAUGAAUAAAUAUUAACAGAAACUUUUGAAAGUAUAGCAGUUGAUUUGAAACAAUUCAAUAAAUUAUCUCAUACCAUGUUUAGCUGGGAUAUGCCUUGGCUCUAGGUAAGCAUUUCUCAAAGCAUGUACGCAUAGCAUGUACGCAUUCUGUCACAAGAUGUUGUCUGGAUACCGCGGUCAAACGCCGUCAGACACAGCACCACAAGGAUCAACUACAUACGUAAUUAAGAUAUUUGAUGAAAGUCACUAGUGUUUUCAUCAAAUACCUUAAUUAUGCAUGUAAAAUUACUUGAAUAGAAUUCCUAAUUACGUUUUGCUUGGUUAAGCUAGAAUUUUAUUCAAAUCAGCAAACGAAAACAUUCUGUUACGUCUCGAUUAAUUUGAGAAGCCAUAUAAACAACUCGAGCUCGCGAUCGUGUCUCACCGGGAUAUCCAAACACUCGAAAACAAUGUAUGAAAACACUCGCGCUUCGCGCUCGUGUUUUCAUACAUUUUUCUCUCGUGUUUGGAUAUCCCAGUGAAACACUCCUUCUCGUUGUUCAUAUAUUACAUGAAGAAUUGAGGAUCGAGUAGAUGCCAAGCUAUGUUAUUAAUUUAUUUUGUACAAGAAACACUGGCAUCUGGCAAUCUGUCAUAUACACAACUAUACUAUUUGCCUGUAUUUGGCAUUACAAUAAAUUUAAUUUGAUAUAAAGGCUGAGUCAAAUGUAAGCCUUUGAAUAAAACUAAUGUAUUUAUAUCAUCGUUUUAAACAUUGUCCGCGGAAAAUUCAAAUUUUAAGCCGGAACAUGUGCAUUCUCAAAAUUCACGAAUGAAGAUAGUAAAUAAUUUCCUUUCAAGAUUGCUCUAUUAUACAUAGACAUAAUAAUAUUCUUACCUGGAUAUUACUCAGUCAUCCCUGAUGUUUCAUCUAAAAGCUUCAUCGGCUCGAAAUAUCAAGCGAAAUAUUGUGACUCAUACUUCGAAAUCACGAAAUAUUAAAAACUUGAAAAAUAUGGCUGUGUAA
Messenger RNA from Paramuricea clavata, 2767 nucleotides. Lineage: Eukaryota; Metazoa; Cnidaria; Anthozoa; Malacalcyonacea; Plexauridae. The record is from the annotation of a GenBank genome assembly.